This is a messenger RNA of Salpingoeca rosetta, 2160 nucleotides long. RefSeq lists its product as uncharacterized. The record is from RefSeq and is a predicted model, not a curated record. The transcript is spliced from 6 exons. Bases 159 to 1772 code for a protein of 537 amino acids. Gene Ontology annotation, molecular function: metallopeptidase activity. NCBI's taxonomy places the organism in Eukaryota, Choanoflagellata, Craspedida, Salpingoecidae.
CAAAAGGAAAGCAAACGAAGAAGAAGGACAGCAGACCAAUCAACCAACCAACACAACAAGCAACAAAGCAAGCAAAGGCGCACAAAGACACAACGCAACAAGACAGGCACAUAUCAGCACAUAAGCACCACACACACACACACACACACCCAAAGAGCAUGCAGACACACGCACCUGUGAUGACACGCGCUCUGUUCCUGACGGUGGCCGUGGCCGUCCUGGCCGCGUCGCUCGGCUUGCGCAAGGGCACAGGGGUUGCCCUUGCUGCGGGACAAGACAACGACCGCAGCAGCGACCCAGAGUAUGUGCUGGACGUGAUGAACCGAACCUACUUCUAUGGCGUGACACGGCCCAUGGUGGAGCGGCUGUUGAACCGCAGCGGCAUCCCACACUUGAUUGACAUUCUCGAUAUGGGUGACGGUUUUGCGCACCAAGACAACACAGUCGUGUUCCUUGGCUACCUUUCCAACGACUCCGACAGCGGCGUGGACGCGUUGCGCGACUAUUGGACCGGGUUUUCCACGGCUGCCACCCCGGCCGCACGGCGCUCGGCACUGCUUAUUCCGCAUGCGCUCGGCCUGAUGAUACAGCUGCGUCAGUCCGCCAAAGCGCGCGCGUUUGCCCUGGAGCUGCUGGCAGACCUCAACCUGCCGCUUGUCAGCCCCAUUCACCGCAUUCUGCCGAAGCUCUCCUCGCGGCGCGAAGAACAGGUGGAGGCUGCCGUGGCCUUGGUCAAGCAGCUCGUGCGCGGCCUGGCGUUUGACAACAACAGCGUUGCCAUGACUGGUAUUGAACGCGUCCGCACGGGUGUGAACGGCCUUCCCGGCAACAGCGACUUGGCAGAGGUGCUGCGAGACAUCUCCACAGCCCUGGAGCGUGAAGUGGAGGACGGCAUUCAUCGAGACCUGGAUAAUCAACACGACUACGGGGACGGGUUCUUCUCAUUUUCGCCACGCGAGCGCAACGACGAGGCCUUGAUCAACAUCGGUGACGAUGACACGGACGACAGCGAGGCGGUACUCGCCAUUCAGAUGACGUGGUGCCAGCACCGCGCCAUCUCCGACCCCUUCACAAGCGAGCUCGUCACAAACAUUGCGGACGAAAUGUCCGCCAUCACCAUUGGCGCGCAGGCCUCCUUUGACACCGCGUGCUGCGUGGGGUUCCAGAAUGGGGGGCAAGGCAGCCCCUUUGGGUACGAGGGCGACGGGCUAAGUGUCGUCGAUAACCAACAAGAGGCCGACAACGUCUUCAACCGCAACUGUGGUCGAGUCAAGGCGAUCAAUGCGCUAAACUACUGUGGCCAACCGGCCUCCAACGUCAUUGGCUGUGCGCCCGUUGGCGGCGACACGCAGAUCCUUGUCCGCCUCGCAAACUACGAGCGCGAUGCACGGCUCUGGCUCCAUGAGACUGGCCACAAUGUCGGCCUUGAGCACAACUCGAUGAGCAAAGACUUUGUCAUGUACCCCACCCUCACCGGCGACUCAAAUGACAAUUUUGCGCUGACGAGCGAAGAGUGCGGUGCAUUCACGUACCCGCCGCCAUCUGCAAAGGUGACGAAACAACCAGCAGAGAACCUGACGUGCGAUGCAAACGCAACAGCGCCGCCCAACGACAACAACAACAGCGACGGAAGCGGCGGCCUCAACACCACCACAUCCUGGGUCAUCUUCGGUAUUGGCAUGGCCAUCCUCGUCGCUGGCAUCGCGCUCGCCGGGCUCAUGUGGAACGACAAGCGCCAGCAGCCGCCGCCACCCAUCCACUCCGAGGUCUGAUCAAAGCACACGCCACAGCAACCAAGCAACCAAGCAACCAAGCAAGCAUCGGGAACAACUGCAGCUUUGAGGCAACAUGGCAUGACAUGAUGCCUUCUCUGCUCCUAUUCCCCUUGUGUUUGUGUAGUUACAUGGGGUUUGUGUCGCUUGCUGUCGUGGAGUGUGAUUUGUUACAACCCACUCCGCUCGCAACUGUGGUGCACAAUCUUAAGUCUGUUGACCCACAUUUGUUUUUCAUGCCCUCCCUCCCCUUUAUGUGAGCAUUCAACUGUGCUGUUUGAUGUGUGUCUUGUUGGCGGACACGUGUGUGGACACCAUGUGAGAGCACGCACACACAUCAAAGUAAUACUGACAACUGUCGUCCAACAGCGCACACAACUCAAAUCAC